Musca vetustissima is the source of this 1090-nucleotide messenger RNA. Its product is annotated as zinc finger protein DPF3. The coding region runs from base 5 to 1087 and encodes 360 amino acids. The record is from RefSeq and is a predicted model, not a curated record. NCBI's taxonomy places the organism in Eukaryota, Metazoa, Arthropoda, Insecta, Diptera, Muscidae. The transcript is spliced from 2 exons.
AAUUAUGUCUUCGGCCGUGGACAUACAAAUAGUUUCGGCUCCGAAUUUAGCCAAGAUAGAGAGCUAUCUGAAAGAUGCCUCGUAUCGGGAGACCAUCGAGUACAGUGCAAAUUUCAAUACCCGCCUGUGUAUUGAGCGUCGUCUGCGUUUGCCGUUUUUGGAUCCCCAGACGGGAGUAGCCCAAAAUCAUUCACAUUUAUUUGUGGACAAACGGCAACGUAUGCCGGGUUUUAGGGAGGGUCAACUCUAUACGUAUCCAGCGGCUAGAUGGCGUAAAAGUCGUCGGCAAUAUUUGAACAAAAUGUACAAAUUUCCAGAUCGUCCUUUCCAGGCUUUGCGUAAAGAUCAUGAGGCUCUGGUGGCUAGCACAGCAACAUCGGGCAGCGGGGGCACAGCAUCGCCCACCGUUACAUCGGUUGUUACAAAUGAUCCCGAAUUUAAUAGUUCUUUAUUGGAAGAAUCUUCAUCCCUGGGUGCUGCUGGUGGGGAUACAUCGGACAGUAAGGACAGCCAACAGCAAGCGGCCCAACAACUCAAAGAGGACCUGCCCAAAGAGUGGUUUUAUGACGAAAUGGAUAUGCAUGAUAAUGACUCGUUGGAGGAGCCUAAAUCGCCUGCAGAUGACGAAUAUGACUACGAUCCACGCUAUGGUACCAAGAAGCGGAGAAAGCGUAAACCGGGUAAAAAACCUUCACUUACACCUGGAGAAACACCGGGACCGGGUCGUCGACGUGGUGGUGCUGGUCGUGGGCGAUCUGUGGCCGCCGCUACCCCUUCCUCUCUGGGAGAUAGCUCAAUGUCUGGUCUAGAUUCGGUCGAUGGUAUGAGCAACACUGAUACCACGGCAGCAACAACGGCAGCCAGUCCUGCAACACCCACCCCAGGCAGACGUCCCCGCGGUACCGGUACUCGUGGUAGACGUCGUACCAAGAAUCAAAAUGCCAAUAAUGGUUUACUUACUUCGGGACACAAUGAAGAACCGCCCUCCUUUGAGUCUGUGGCCGCAGCUGUGGGCGUUUUAGGUGAUCUACCAGCCGUUGUGGAUGAGCACAAUGCUGAUUUACGCAAUUAUCGAAAAUAUUUGUAAGUG